AUGAUGGGAAUCCCGUCCCUCUGUCUGUUAGUGGCAUUCGACUUUCUAGUCGUCUCAGGCGUCCCCUACAAGCCACGAGAUUGCCUUACCAUGCUUGGGGUAGAUCCUGAAAUUUAUCAAACUGUGGUAAGCACUAAGUUCUAGUCGAGCAUACUUAAUAAUCUGAAGAGUUGAUUUGAUUCACAGCCGAAUUUAACCAGAAUGUUCUGAUGAGAAUCUGUGCUGAGGCACAGAUUCUAGGUCAGUGCAUAACUAAGCAUAACCUACCUUUUUAUAACACUGUCCCUGGGCUAAUACCUCCUUCUUAAAGUGUAAUUUAGGAAUAGUAAGACCGUGAAGGUACAGCGCGGCUGCAAAGGUGUUACUAAAAAUGGUUAUUUCUAAAGCAUGCACUUUUAAAAGUGUGAGAAAUAUUUCUUACACAUCGUGUUGGGAAAGGACGCUAUUUCAUAUCUGGGUAUAGGGGACUGGCUGAAGGUUAUCCCGAGGGGAGCGAUCAUCGUCUAAUUUAAAGUACACAUGAGAGUAGUAUAUGAGGAGUAAAUAAAUAAAGCAGUUCGCAUGAAUUGUCAAUGCUGAAUGACCGUUCGCAGAAUGAGAUCUCGAGAUCUUCUGUCCACGUUUGUGAAGCCAAUCGUAUGUCCUCCUGAAAGUAUUUUUGAAGACGUUUCGAAAUUUUUGUGGUCAAGCCGGUGAAAACGUCUGCGUAAUAUAUCACGAAUGAAGCGAGGACACUUGACUUACCCACAACUACGUCAUAUAUGGGGGCCCGAGGAGGGCCCUCUUUCCUUGUGCCUGCAACUGAAGGUCAGGUGGGGGGAUAUUUAAUCAGGAAAGAGUAAACGAAAUAUGUGAUCAGUAAAUUUGCUCGUGUUCUCAACUCCAAGGGUUGCGAAGUGUAGAGUCGAGUUUACCGGUAGUAAUGUAAAUGUCUACGUACCAUCUGCUGUCGAAAUGCACUGUUGGAGAGGUCACUGAUGAAUACGUCCCAUUCCUGUAUGGAAACCAUUAGUUUAAAAGUAGCCAAAUAGGCGAGGCAGUUAUACCGGAACAACCAGGUAAGACAUUUGGCCUCUGCAUCAGGACACUAAUUAGGAACUCUAUUUCUUUGUUGUUCCUCAUAUUCCACGCCUGAAUCUUCAUCAGCCAGCGCAUACAAGCCUCUGAAGUAGCAUUCUUAUGCCGUUGCGCACUUUUUAGACGUCGGCGUGUGUGUUGGUAGUCGGUUUUCGCUAGGGAGAACGCUGUAUUUAAAUAAACGCUUACUUAUGUGUGGGAAUGAAAUACCUCCAAACUUAGGACUCCUGAAAAAGAAAUGAACUUGAUGUUUGUUACCUCUAUCGAUGACAAUGACAGCUGCAGAUUGGACCCUGUACCCCAUAAUGCUGGAUCAAACGGGAAAUGAAUAGUCCGCCUAGGACAGUGUUUUUCUCUGGUAUUCUCGUCGUUAGCCAUGAUAAUCUGCUCUGGUCACGAAUUAGUAGUAGGGAGACUGUCGAGCGAUUAACGGUAAGAGGCAUAGUGCAAUCAUUUAAUGUUUUUAAGCGCUCUUGGUUGUCGACGGCGGUGCGCACGGAAAGCCACCGACGUCAGUCUUUGGUAUUUCAAUGUCGGUUGAUUUCAUAAAGAAUUACGUUUUUGUCAGCGGGGAGACCGGCAUAUUUGCGUAUCAGUGGCAACAAUGGGAGGGCCUUUUAACGGUCCCCAAGGUAGCUUAAAACUGUAAUCUUUGAUGGGUUAACAAGAUGAUCCAAAUAAUUGUCAGUCUUACUGCAGUAUACUGUGAAUAUUAGAUUUCUUCGAAAUAUCCUUUUUAUGCUUUUGGUCCUUUUCUAAAAUACAUAUUUCAAGGUUAAUUUUGUCAUUUACUUACGCCCAAAUCUCGUUUUGUUUUGUCUUCCAUCUUAACAAUGCUUUUUACUCCCUGUGCUACAGUGUUAACAAUUAAUUGGCGUACCUCUAGAUUACCUUUAACACACACUCGCCGAUCAACCUAUUUGAUCAAGGCCAAGCGCAAAAACACUUUCAGUAUUCCUGGAUGUCUACAUCCGCAUGCUUUUAGGCAAAGCCCAAACUCAAGAGCAUAUUGUGGUUUAAUGGCGGACUGUGUUUAAAGUUCGGACAGUAGUCAGAUUUCAUAUAAGGGCAAAAAUUGGGUUAAGAAUUAAGUUUAAGUUCUGUUUCAGAAUUUAAGUCACCGUUACAUGCGAAGUCCAAGUUCGUUUUUGUCUUAGAGUGUAGUUUUAAAUUCAGAUUACGGCGUGAGCUUGGGCUGACAGAGGUUAUUGGUCGGCGCCUUCGUAACCGUUUGUGCGGUUUCGUUUAUACCGAAUGGCUAGAACUCGCGUGUACUAAAAAGUACCUUUAUCUUUUAACCUCAUAAGCUGCUGUUUAAGACGAACAUUCCGUAAAUCCCCAGUGUUUUGUCAACCUUAUUUUUACAGGGCAAACGAAUAGAUAUGCCUCUUAGGAAGCUGCAUUUCUUUGCAAAAGUAACGCGGUUUACCUCCAACAACUCCCUAAGUUGGUGGAAACUAUGAAUAUUGCGUUCGGUCAUUGUGGUAAACCCAAACGAAAAACGAUCAAGACGUAUUGAACUUGCAUAUAGUGCCAUGCGUUUUUUUUAUUAGUUUCAAAUAAACAUGCAUCCAGACAGGUCACUUUUUGCUUCCGCUAACAUGGCAGAGCACUUGGUUUUUAAAUUUUUGUGUGUCUGCACAACAUGUUUUUGGAUUUGAAAGUUCGCUACGCAUUUAUUCUAAUUCACUUAAUUGCACAAUGCGCAGUGUCUUAAUUUACCUAUUUGAGGCAGUUUUCGUUAAAUUUUAGUAAGUUCUGUUGAAUUUUAAUGAAGUUUUCAAGUUCAUUUCGCAGAACAAACACUACGUAUUUUGUCUUUUUAGAACGGAGAUACAGCAAUUUCAAGCUAACAAUAAAAUUAAAGAUUAGCCCUGCUACCGCAGCAAUAAUGAGCAUAUCAGUCAAGGCCCUAAUCAAAAGGAGCAAAUCAGGUAUAGUAAAUAAUUAGUGGUGUAAUCCAAAAUAGACAAGUUCCUCAUCAGCGAACUGGGCAUUGGCAACCCUGGCGCGAAUUUACACCGUGCCGAUCCAAAAUAAGCGUUGGUCGGCAUAAGUGGAAAGUGUUUCUUUUUUGUUAUCUGUCUCCUAUUAUUAUUUUUCCCCGUCUCCGCUUGAUUCUGAAGGGGACUGGCAAUUAGCACACACUUUUGCGUUUAGUCAUUUGAACAGACCCUUCAUGAUUUUUAAGCCCACGAUUCGUUAGUACAGCUAAUUGUUGUACGUCUGCUGAUAUUUGCCAGUAUACCAGUCAAAUACAACGAAAUUACUGGUCACCAAGUCCGACAGAGACAAGGGAGACUAAAAUGGCCGUUUCUGGCAUAUCAGCCGUCGUCGGUCAGCCAUUCCUGAGCCUAAGGUGCGGAACACCUGGGGCUCGAUCCCGCGGCCUUUUGGUUAGAAGUCCAACGCCUCUAAUCACUGAGCCACGGACUCGUUGUCUUGUCAAUUGCAAUCGGAAACAUACACUGCUAGAGGCGCGCUCACCGAUUGUUUUAUGGAACUUACUCCGGGUUGGCUAUCCCUCCUAUAUUGCGUGUCGCUGUGCGGCUGAUGGUUGGGCUCGAGAGAGGGAGAGAUCCAUUAGGCACAACGGGAGGAGUGAAUUUGGUAAAAAUGAUCUGUGAGCGCCCUCUGCCAGUUCAAUGGAACUUUUUCAUAAAAUGCCACAUCGCUAAAUUUUUCCGCCGCCAAACCGUUUAGUUUAUCGCUUGCGCCUUAGUAACUGAGCGUUGGAAUUUAUCUUGUACUCAUGAUUAUCAAAAAUCAAUUUGCCGUUUCAGCAUUCGAACAUUUUUCUAAAGUCUGCUAUAUUGCUUUGUCCCUUUCAGCAUGAAGUUAUUGAAAGCAAUGGUUAUUCAGCUAAAAGUUAUGUAAUCGACACUCCUGACGGUUAUCUACUUACUGUACAUCGUAUCGGCCCAAAGAAUCCAUUUCUAGAAGAAAAGCGAAAGGUCGUUCUUCUGCAACACGGUUUCCUGGAAUCUGCUCAUGUUUGGAUCAGUAAUCUUGCCAAUCAGAGCCUUGGUUUCAUUCUCUCCGACAUGGGAUACGAUGUUUGGAUGAGUAACAGCCGAGGAAGCACCUACUCGCAAUUACACAGAACUCUCGAUUCCAAAAGCGAACAAUUUUGGCAGUUUUCCUGGGAUGAUAUGGCGCACAAAGAUCUUCCUGCAACGAUUGAAUUUGUGCUUAAUCAAACGGGCAAAGACAAGCUCUUUUAUGUUGGUCACUCACAGGUUGGUCUGCCGUAAUAACUUUACGCGCUUUUCCUCCCCGCCUUUUCAUUAGGGCACAGAAAUUGCCUUUGCCAAAUUCAACUCGGAUCCAGUCCUUCGCUCAAAAAUUGCCGCAAUGAUUGCCCUGGCGCCAGUAGCCUACUUAUCCAACCUCAAGAGUUAUGUUCGUUUUUUGUCAGCCUUUUUCAAGGAGAUUGAAUUGUUUGCUGCCGUGUUCGGUCGUGGCGUAUUCAUGCCGUCAUCCUCACUCACUCGUUUUCUCGGAAUCUUACUCUGCAGCAAGCACUCCCUCCCAUUUAUAUGUAGUAAUGUCAUCUAUAGCCUGGCUGGGUAUGACUUCGAAAACACUAACACAGUGAGUUCAGUUCCUCCAUUGUUUUAAUUGACUACUUACAUAUUCUCGGUUAUGCAUGUCAGUCGCAUAUUCGAUGGUACCGUUAAGUCCGUCGGCAAGAUCCUAUCUCGUGGCCGCACCUGUUAAGGUUUAGAGGUAUAGCUUAGGGUUGGGGGUCAGGGGUUUGGGUUACGGGUUAGGCGGGGGCUUGCCUACAGCAGGUGCGGCUACGAAAUAAGAUCCGACCAGUCCGUCGUAAGCGAUCCGGUUUCCGGACCUAAAGACUAUUAUGUGUCCUGGAUGUUGAUUCGGCCUGAUGAUGCAACCAGCAUUGCUGCCGAAAUCAAUCUGUCUUGUCAAAUUUGAUGCAUUGCAUUGGUGAUAAGUGUACCAUGCAGGGGUUACAAAAUGGUGGGUUUCACUUGAAGCUGCGACCAUAAGUGACUCGAUGGAGAAUUAGGUGGAAGUAGAUCUGCCGGAUAAGCGGGGAAAGAUUGGCUUACUACGGAUGGAGAACUAAUCUACAUAACAAAGUUCCGAUGAAUUGUGUCCUCAGGAGACGCGUUGUUUGUAGAGGAAGGGAAAAAUCUACCUUCUACCGGCGAUUUGUCCCGGAUAGUAUAUCUUCGUGAGAAGACAAAGUAUAGUUCUAUCGGCAAUAAUAGGCUGAUCCCUUUGAAUGACACUCCACAUGUCUGCGACCCUAAAUUUAACGCUAUGACAGCAAAGAAAAAGGGAUGCGACAUUAAGAGACAGUUCAUUUUUUAGAAAGAUUUUUUAAAGUACAGUUUAAACUCCGUUCCUGUCUGUCAUAAUCCACAGUUUUUUUCAAGGUGUAGUUGUUUUACUGCCCAAACAGGGCUGAAAACCCCAAAGAAGGCCUGAUGGUCAGAAUGCAUGCUAUGUCCGGUGUAACCGUCAAAUCAGAGAGGCAAAAACGGGCACUGCCGGAUGACUGACGCUCAACUGGCAUUUUUUCGCAUUCCACGGAGUAGUAACUUGACCAGUUCAUGAUACACCAGUCAGCCCUGCCAGGGUACUCCGCUUUAGCAGAGGCCCAUUGAUUGUUCCCUCGGAGAUCCUUAAGCUCCUGACUGUCGGUCCCACUAACGGUUGAUGAUGACGUUUAGUAGGGUGUUCCACACGCCACUUACUCUAUCAGGAAAGGAAUCAUUUGUGUAGCCGUCUUGGCUUCCUAAGGAAAAUGAUUUGUGGGCAUUCACGUAAUCACAGUUUCCUUCCUACCAGCUCUCUUAUGUAAAAUCAAGAAGCGCGUUAGUAUCAUUAGCCUUGCAAUCUCUAUGUCCGCAACAAAGGGACUUUAAAUCCAGCAAUCAUUCUUGGAUUGUUAGGCUGAGGGUAAACUCCUCGUUCAAUUCAUCCGUGUCUCAUCCAUCUUCUUGUUUAAUUUCCGUGCCUUGAGAUACUUUUUUCUUUUAAUUCGCAGACGCGUCUUCCUGUCUACAUUGCCCAUACGCCUGCGGGUGCGUCAGUACGAAAUAUGGUCCACUAUUUUCAGGCAAGUAGUUGAUUCUACCGUUGAACUGAGGCUCCUUUCCUGCGUCAACUGAUCUCGGCUGACUUUCAGAUGAUGCAGGAGACUUUCAGAGCCCAGCUUUGACGGGAAGAUUUCUUACUGAUAUUUUCCUAAGUGUAUGCCAUUGAUGGCGUGGUCGACGCUGAAGAAAAGUCGAACUGCUACAUCGCCCGGAAACGCGCUAGUGUUGUUGGCAGACGGCAUUAAGAACGCGCGUGAGCAGAGGAAUCGUAAAAUUGAGUUUUCCAACUUCUUUAAAGGAGGAAGAAAGGGAGCAGAAAUGUGUGGCCCUGAUGAACAAUCGAGACAGCGCUUCCGAAGCAGACAUUUUAAGGAUGCAGCGCCUAACCCUCUGUCACUGAGUUAGUAUCCUGCGUUCAUGAGAACUUGAUGGCUUCCGUUAGGCGUUCACCUACGGUGGGUGUGCUAACCCAUGAAAUGUUAACCGAGAUCCUCAAAUGGGUUUUCGUUGCAAUAAGAUUACGUAGUAGUGUUUUAAGGUUAAUCACCAUUCAGCAUAUCUCUACAAUAAUUCAGUUACCUCGGGAUGCCACCUUUCGAACGAACUUCUUUCCGGCCGUAUAUCCCUUUUUGUACAAAAUGACAACUUAAGCAACACGAAUGUUUGGAUGCAGAAAUCUCGAAGAAGAAAACAUUGAAAAGAGAGUUUUUUGCAUAAUUGCAUUCUGUCUGUGAUCGCAAUUACAUAAGCAUCAACUCUUAUUUACAGUGGAUGUGCUAUCCCGUGAAAUGUUAGUUAAAACUAUGAAAUUCGUUUUCAUAUCGGAUAUUAAAUAUUAUGUUGCAUGAUGCCAAAACAUCUAAGGCACGCGGGGAUGCCGGUUUUCAGUCGAACUCCUUGUUGACCGUCUGGGUAAACUACAGUCCGUAAAAUAAGCAGUAUGAAGUUGAACGCAUGACACAAAAUCUACAUUCUUCUACUCAUUUGUAAGGAAAUUACGUCUUCUUCAAAUGCUGUACUUGUAAAAUGGACAGCGUGGUUCGCAUCCAUUUCCAAAGGCGCACCUACUUUUUGAAUGCUUCAGUCGAGAACGCCUGGAGAGGAUUAAUUUCGUGAAGAAUAAGACACGAUCGCUGGGACAAGAGCUUUAUUCGCCUGACAUUUCGGAUUCCUGCUCUGACCGAUCAUCAGAGACAAUAGCAGAUACGGGUGGUUCAUGCACAAGGCGCUGCAGUAUGUAUAGGAUGCUGUCACCAUGCUACCGCAUACCUAUGAAUAUUCACGACUCCCUCCAGCACUUGGUGUGCUGGCAAUUUAAUGGCCGACAUUCUCUUCGUUAAUUGCUUCACUUUCAUCACAUGUGUUUGAUGUUUGAUGUGAUGAUUGCUCGACCAUCUGACCCAUCAACCCUGGCGUUAGGAACAGUGUUCACUUGUGUGCUCUCCGUGUGGCUAAUUACUCCGCCUAGGCGAAGUCUCAGCACCGAGUAUGGAAGGGGAGGGGCAUUGCACUUGCUAAUGAACUGGGGGGCCAGUGAACCAUGAUUCAAGUAGCUCCCGGCUCACGUGGUUGUCACCUCUACAAGAAUUUCAGUCUCUUCGAAUUUCAAUUUGUGGUCGGAUCUCGUCGAAUGAGCCGCAACUUGAGAGCUAGCGUCAUUUCUCCGCAUUGCUGCAGCGUGCUCGGUCAUUCGCGUUCGAAGCUGUCUUCCGGUUUCUCCGACGUAGCUGAUUUGUCCGCAACUGCACCAGAUUCGAUAAAUGACUCCGGAAAUUUCUUGUCGGGGCAUCGGGUCUUCUGGUUUCAUUACCUGAUGCUGAUGGUUGUCUCCGGUCUGUGUGCAACUCCAGCUCUCAAGUUGCGGCUCAUUCGUCGAGAACCGGCCACACAUUCAAAUUCGACGGGGUGUAGGCGUGGGACUGAAAGUUCGUGAAUUAUGAUACAAUAGUUCUCGCCCGGCACUACUCUGUCUUCUGCUGAUUGGUCGUCGUAGGCAGGUACUGUGGUUUCGUUGUGGUGUCCUGAGGAUAGGGAAAUUGCUGUGUUUUUUGUCGGUUCCUGCUGCAGCAUAAAUAAGGGGUAUUCGAAGCAGAUGUCGUGCGAAAGCUGCGCGGACUUCUUGUGCACUUGUGGAGAUAACGCUGUUCCUGAGUCGAAACCAAUUCUAAAUCCCCACAGUCUGCAAGAGCAUCCUUAGGCCGAGGCCUCGAAGAAAGCAGAUUCCUCGGAGAAUAAGAAUUUGAGACUAAGAACCUAAGAGAACCACUACCCUUGCUCUGCCCUUGGUUUCACCAUAUCGGAAGAUAGACAGCUGGUCAGUACUGAACAGUCUGCAUGGAGGUCUUCCUGAAUAUUUCCAGAGUAUUGUCAACGUAGAAGCCUUCAGGAGAUUCCUCUAUGAAUAGUGCUCCAUGCCACAGACUCAGUAUAGCUUGUACUACCAUCUCGGAAGAUUAGAUCUACCAGCUUUCGCAGAAGAAUAUCUCUAGCCAAUAUGGUGCUUGAAAAAAUCCAUAAGUAUCCCAUCGUCCUUUUUUAAACCGUCGUCGAGAAUUCAGAGGACGUUCAGUAAGAAAGCAUGAAGUCUUGAAUAAUAUUUCUUACCUGAAUAUAGCAGUGGUCUUCAAGCCUCCUACGAAAGCGGUCAGCUUAAUUCAAGUAAGUACAGUCCCUACAAUGUGACCUUCAAUCUAUCUCUGCCCCUGUUGAAAUGCAAAUUCACGUUAAUGACUUUUUCACGUCCAGAGCAUUUUCCACGGAAAAUUCCAAGCCUUCGACUUCGGAAGGGAAGGGAAUAUGCGUCAUUAUAACCAACCGGUCCCUCCAGUCUACGGUCUCAGCAACUUGGACAUUCCGAUGAAACUGUACUGGGGCGGCGAUGAUUUGUUGGCAACACCAGCGGACGUCCGCAGGCUUCUCGCUGAAUUGCCGAAGCGGCCCUACAUUCGAGACAUGUAUCUGCCGCAUUACAACCAUCUAGAAUUUGUGUGGGGUAUGGAUGCCGCGAGGCUUAUUUACUCGGACAUACUCGACUUCUUCAGAGAAUUCCAGUGA
Spirometra erinaceieuropaei is the source of this 9203-nucleotide messenger RNA. The record is from the annotation of a GenBank genome assembly. NCBI's taxonomy places the organism in Eukaryota, Metazoa, Platyhelminthes, Cestoda, Diphyllobothriidea, Diphyllobothriidae.